Messenger RNA from Candida dubliniensis CD36, 477 nucleotides. Its product is annotated as mitochondrial 54S ribosomal protein mL59. The transcript has a single exon. Lineage: Eukaryota; Fungi; Ascomycota; Pichiomycetes; Serinales; Debaryomycetaceae. Bases 1 to 477 code for a protein of 158 amino acids. Gene Ontology annotation, molecular function: structural constituent of ribosome. The record is from RefSeq and is a predicted model, not a curated record. Gene Ontology annotation, cellular component: mitochondrial large ribosomal subunit.
AUGACCACUCAUCUCACAUCCAAGGAAGCAUUUGCAAAGCUUCCUCAGAAGUUGCACAACUUCUUUAUCAAAUACCCACCACGGCCAUUUGCCCAGUACAAACAAGGCCCUUCAACAACAGACGAUCCCUUGAGAAACCCAUUUUUCCCAAACAAAAACCAAGAGUCUGGAAACUGGCAGAGCCCCAAAUUUUCCCGCAGAAGAUCAGCAGACUUGUUCAAACUUGCAAAAAAGUUUGGCAUCCACGAUUUAUUGCCUCCUACACCAAGAAAGUUCCACGAAGAGAAAUACAACAACAAGGUCUGGUUACACGGAAUGAUCAACCCCGCUAGCAGAGGCAAACAAGAAGAAUUAGAGGCGAAAUUGAAAGCCAGGGCAGAAGCCAUUGCCAAUAUGGAUAACAUCAUUGUUGCCACCAGACCAAGCUAUAAAAAAUUAUUGGAAAAAAGAGAAAAACGGAAAAAGACAUGGUUCUAA